CUGCGCGAGUGCCGGGUGUGUGCGCGCCAGCGGACGCAGGGGCCCGCCCGGCUCCCGGCCUGCCCGCCCGCUCGCCGCGGCCCGAACUCAUGCGGCGCGGAGCCCAGCUCGGCCGAACCCCUCCGCAGCAGGCUGCCUGCUGUUUUCCGGGGAGAUCAUGAAACGAGGUCGCCUUCCCAGCAGCAGCGAGGAUUCUGACGACAAUGGCAGCCUGUCAACCACUUGGUCUCAGAAUUCUCGGACCCAGCAUAGGAGAAGCUCCUGCUCCAGACCUGAAGACCGGAAGCCCUCCGAGGUGUUUAGGACAGACCUGAUCACCGCUAUGAAGUUGCACGACUCCUACCAGCUGAACCCGGACGAGUACUACGUGCUGGCAGAUCCCUGGAGACAGGAGUGGGAGAAGGGGGUCCAGGUGCCGGUGAGCCCUGGGACCAUCCCUCAGCCGGUGGCCAGGGUUGUGUCGGAAGAGAAAUCACUCAUGUUCAUCAGGCCCAAGAAAUACAUCGUCUCCUCGGGCUCCGAGCCCCCUGAGCUGGGCUGCGUGGACGUCCGCGCGCUGGCCGACAGCGUCUGCCGCUACGACCUCAAUGACAUGGAUGCCGCCUGGCUGGAGCUGACCAACGAGGAGUUCAAGGAGAUGGGGAUGCCCGAGCUGGACGAGCACACCAUGGAGCGGGUCCUGGAGGAGUUCGAGCAGCGCUGCUACGACAACAUGAGUCACGCCAUUGAGACGGAGGAGGGCCUGGGCAUCGAGUACGAUGAGGACGUCGUGUGUGACGUCUGCCAGUCCCCAGAUGGCGAGGACGGCAAUGAGAUGGUGUUCUGUGACAAGUGCAACAUUUGCGUGCACCAGGCCUGUUACGGAAUCCUCAAGGUCCCCGAGGGCAGCUGGCUGUGCCGGACGUGUGCCCUGGGGGUGCAGCCGAAGUGUUUGCUGUGUCCCAAGAAAGGCGGGGCCAUGAAGCCCACCCGCAGCGGGACCAAGUGGGUCCACGUCAGCUGUGCCCUUUGGAUCCCUGAGGUGAGCAUCGGCAGCCCCGAGAAGAUGGAACCCAUCACGAAGGUGUCCCACAUCCCCAGCAGUCGGUGGGCCCUGGUGUGCAGCCUCUGCAACGAGAAGUUUGGGGCCUCCAUACAGUGCUCUGUGAAGAACUGCCGCACGGCUUUCCACGUGACCUGUGCUUUUGACCGGGGCCUGGAGAUGAAGACCAUCUUGGCAGAGAACGAUGAAGUCAAGUUCAAGUCCUACUGCCCGAAGCACAGCUCCCACAGGAAAGCCGAGGAGAGCCUUGGGGAGGGGGCCGCUCAGGAGAACGGGGGCCCUGAGUGCCCCGCUCGGAAUCCGCUGGAGCCCUUCGCCAGCCUCGAGCAGAAUCAGGAGGAGGCACACCGGGUGAGUGUCCGGAAGCAGAAGCUGCAGCAGCUGGAAGAUGAGUUCUACACCUUCGUCAACCUGCUGGACGUCGCCAGGGCCCUGCGGCUGCCCGAGGAGGUGGUGGACUUCCUGUACCAGUACUGGAAGUUGAAGAGGAAGGUCAACUUCAACAAGCCCCUGAUCACUCCAAAGAAAGACGAAGAGGACAAUCUGGCGAAGCGGGAGCAGGAUGUCUUGUUUAGGAGGCUGCAGCUGUUCACUCACCUGCGGCAGGACCUGGAGAGGGUUCGGAACCUCACUUACAUGGUGACCCGCAGGGAAAAGAUUAAGCGCUCUGUGUGCAAAGUCCAGGAACAGAUAUUCAAUCUUUACACUAAGCUCUUGGAGCAAGAAAGAGUUUCAGGUGUGCCUUCUUCCUCCUGCUCCGCCGCCUCCCUGGAGCGCAUGCUUCUGUUCAACAGCCCCUCUGUGGGCCCCGACGCCCCCAAGAUCGAGGACCUGAAGUGGCACUCUGCGUUCUUCAGGAAGCAGAUGGUUCGUUCGCUGAAAAAGCCCCACAAGCGAGAGGCUCCGCCGGGCAGCACGGGGGGCGCAGGCAAGACCACGCUCCGGCAGCCAGACCCGAGCGCGCGGCGCACGGGCUUGGGGCUCCCCGAGAGCCUUCUGGGCUUGGAGAAGAGCUUCGCGGAGGCGCGUGUCCCGUCAGCGCAGCAGAGAAACGGUGCCCUGUUGCCGGAGCCUGGGAACAGGAGAGAUCACCGGCUCCACUGCGACCUGGGCAAGGGGGACGUCAAGGACAGACCUUUGAAACAGAGCCACAAGCCCCUCAGGCCCACGGACGCAUCCCUGCGGCACCCGGACAGCCCGCGAGCCGCCGCUGCGCCCACAGGGCAGUCGGCGCCGGGCCCAAGGAGGGAGGCGGCGGCCAAGUGCAACGGCUCGCUGCUCCGAGCGACCUACACUCAGACCGCCGUCAAAGUGCCUACGACGCCGGCCAGCCCGGUGAAGAACUGGGGGGGAUUCCGGAUUCCAAAGAAGGGGGAGCGGCAGCAGCAAGGCGAGGCGCCGGAGGGCGCCUGCCACCAGCACGUGGACUACCCGUACCUGGGCCUGGGUCGCGUGCCCGCGCAGGAGAGGGCCAAGAGCAAGUUGAAAGCCGACAAUGAGAAUGACGGGUAUGCCCCCGAUGUGGAAAUGAGCGACUCGGAGAGUGAGGCGUCGGAGAAGAAAUGCCUGCCAGCCAGCAGCACCAUCAGCAGGCGGACAGACAUUAUCCGGAGAAGCAUUUUGGCCUCUUGAUGAAGUAGAGCUGGCCCGGGGCUCUGCGUCCUCGUCACUGGGGUGCCGGACGAUCCCCAACACGGGGGACAAGCGGAAACCCAGCUCUCCUGAGCCACACAGACAUAUUUACUUGCAAUUCAGAUUGAAUUUUUUUUUUUUGUCAUUUAUAAACCGUUGUGAGAAGUGUGUGUUACUUGGAGCUUGUUGAGGAAACACAAGACUAGGUUGUAACUGUAAGACACUGCUAAACUGGAAGCUGAAUUAAACACUAAAAUGAGAAUGAAUGAAAUAAGUUUUCGAAGAGGGCAAGGAUUGCAUAAGCUUCGUCAGUUUUUAUUGCUCUCUGUAUUCUUCCCAAAGCACAAACUCUUGGUUACCUGAAACUACAGAAUCAGAUAUGGUUCUUGAGAAACCCUCACGUACUGUUGAAUAGCCCACAACACUUAUUUUCUAGGACUGGUGGAUCUUGAAGUCAUGUUGAUACUUUGGCCCACAGGCUGUUUUUGUUGCAUAUAGUAUGUAGUCAGCAGCUGUGAAGCUUCAGGAACUCCAGGGAAUUUAUGUGUCAAUAUACUGGAUGGGGAGGAGAGAGUUUUUUUUAAAAAAAGGUCAUCUCUGGAAGAUCUGAAGGGUCAGUGCAGAGCUGCUGCAGCUUGAAUCUAGGGUGAAAGGGGCUCAGCCAUGUUGCCUGAAGCCUGGGCUGUGUAUGUAGGACUGGUGGAGAGAGAAGCCAUUAGGGAGUUCUGUGGAUGAGAAAGGGCAACUGAGGUCCCAUUUUUACCAGUCCUCUUGACUCCCUCUUCCCUAACCAUCGCCUUGGGGGCCAGUUUGGGAUUUCCCUGGCCAUCGGAAGUUCCUGGCCACCUGGCUUCCAACAACACAGUGCUCAUUCAAGUUCAAGUGAUGAACUUCCAGACUCUGGUGACUCGUACUCCCCAGAGCCGGCCACUAGCUAGUGCAUGUGUCAGGGAAUCCAGCUUCCAACGUGAACGGAUUCCUUAAAAAUGAGGAAAAAUGAAAAAAAAAAGGAAAAAAGAGAAAUAGGUUAUAUUUUAAAAACAAUAGAAAGGCAAUAAGUUGCGAUAACCUCUUACCAUUGACUUAAGUUUAUACAGGAAAGAGAUUUAAGUGUAAUAGGUUUCCUGGAGUCAGUUCUAGGCUCUCGUUCGUAACUUGGACUUUCUAAUUGCAAAUGGCAAUAACUCGUAAGUUAUCAGCAAUAAUAAAUUUAGCAUUGAAUUUGAGUACAACGUUCUGUUUUUGCACUCACUGCAGUGCUUAUGUAUUAAGACAGUGGGUAGUGUUAAGGUCCUGUUAAUUUUCUUUGGAUUUCAAUGUAGUUGUGCAUCAAACUUAAGAGAAGGAAAGUUUAAAUAGCAAUGAAAUUGAGAAUUAUGGGCACUUGAAACAAGCCCAGCUUCCCCUAAAUUACCUGGUAGUUUGUUAAUAUCAGUAUUCAGAUUUCUGAUUCAUUUAUACAUGUGUUUCCAUGUGGCAGGGACAUUCUGAUACUUAAUGAAUAAUGCUUUGAGUUCCAUAGUUAACUUUCAAGUCUUCCAGAGGAUUGUCCACAACAAAAAAGGCUUAUUGAAUUCCAUCUUGCUAUGCAAGUUUUAUCAGAUGAUCAAAUAGUAGAUCGGAUGCAUCCCCAUUGUGUGUAUGGCAUUUUCAAACCAAGUCUUAACUUUUUGAAUACAUUGUAGUAGCUAAUUCAGGGGAGGGGAAAGGAUGACCCGGGUUUUUAGAUGGACUAUUUUUGAGCUAUGGGGCUCAUUUUGAAAGACUGCUGUCCAGAUAAGCUGUUGCUACAAAUAUUAGAAGUUUCUUAUGAAUACCAGUUGUCCAUUCACUCAUAGCCUAAUUUAAAAGUCAGAUUUUUUGCAUAUGAGCAAAACCCUUUUGCUGAGUACAGGAGUCCACAAGGUGGACUCUAUGUACAGUUAUCUUCUGACCACAGCGACAGCUCUGGGUGAGAGUAGAGUAGGUGGAGGGGUAAUGUGUCAAGCCAUAGAAAGAAAAUCAGAAUUCUAGGAAGCGAAUGACCUCUCACCAUUUUAGGAGGUACCAGAUUCAUUUGCACUAUUAGGAAUGCUAGUUUUGUGCAAAAAUAAUGCCUUACCUGUUUUUCCCCCACAUUUAGGUUGAAAAGCUUUCAAACGUUCCAAGUUAUGCUGAACCAAAAAAAACACAAAAACAACAUAAAACAAAAAAAUUAAAAAACCCCACAUGAAAACAAAACACACAAAAAUAAAAAGCCCACAACCCUUUUUUCUGCUUUGAAAUGCAAAUGGUAGAGCUGAGUUUUUCAGACAGUGGAAGGACAGCUUUGUGAGUUAGUCUCCUGUCCUGCUGGGGACGCUGGACAAGGCCAACACGCAGCAGCCCACUGGAUCUAUCCACUCGCACUCUCCUAGUGGGGUACCAUUUGUUCUUUUCUUUCUUUUUAAGCUUUAUCUUUCCUUGUGCAUCCUGACCAAGAAAUAUCUUUGAUUAUGAUCAAUGUUUAUGUCAAUGUAGGCUAGUUAAACUUUUGUAAAGUUGCCUGGAAUGUCAUUUGUUAGGUUAUAAACACAAAUCUCAAUGAAGGGUUCUAUGUGUUGUGUACAAAUCUUAAUUAUUUUGAAAUGGACAAACCUGUCAUUACAUUUGUAAUCUUGUACAGAGAAUUUUUCACUAUGUGCCUAGCUUGGUGUCCAUUCAGCGAAAAUUGAAAAAAAAAAGGUGCAUGAAGAGUUAAAAAUCAGAAAUUAAACAAAGUAUAUGUAGAGAUAACUAUUUUAUAUGACAUGGCCCAAUCCUGUAUUUAUUUCUACCCCUUUUUUGAAAGUAUUUAUAAAACUAGUUGAGGACAGCUGUAUUUUUUUGUUGAACUAUUUAGUAGAAUUUGUGCCUUUUUGUCUGUAUGUGAA
Molecule: messenger RNA, 5565 nt
Organism: Pteronotus mesoamericanus
Lineage: Eukaryota; Metazoa; Chordata; Mammalia; Chiroptera; Mormoopidae
Gene: JADE1
Product: jade family PHD finger 1
Exons: 11
Coding region: 158-2674 (838 amino acids)
Biological process (GO): regulation of transcription by RNA polymerase II
Cellular component (GO): histone acetyltransferase complex
Source: RefSeq, a predicted model, not a curated record